This is a messenger RNA of Gopherus evgoodei (Goodes thornscrub tortoise), 1315 nucleotides long. RefSeq names its product cytohesin 4 (gene CYTH4). Gene Ontology annotation, molecular function: guanyl-nucleotide exchange factor activity. The record is from RefSeq and is a predicted model, not a curated record. The transcript is spliced from 13 exons. Bases 209 to 1315 code for a protein of 368 amino acids. Lineage: Eukaryota; Metazoa; Chordata; Testudines; Testudinidae. Gene Ontology annotation, biological process: regulation of ARF protein signal transduction.
CAAAGACCAGCAGCUCAGCUCAGCAAUAAAAUCAUAGACCUGGACAUAUCCCUGCGAACCACAGAAACACGACAGACUCCAACAGAAGCUAGAAAGACAGAAGUAGCCGAGAGGCGAUGACCGAGAUAAAAAACUUAUUUCCUGGUUUGGGACAUCUGAUCUGAGCGAGGCUGAAGAGUCUGAAAUAAACACCAUCAAGCAGCACAGGAUGGCACUCCUGGAGGACAUUCAGAAGCUGAAGGAGGAGAUUGCACAAGUGUUUGCAGAGAUAGAUUGCUUCCAAAGCACAGAAGAGAGCAAAAUGGUCCAGAGGGACAAAGAUCUGUGCAUGGGCCGGAAGAAAUUCAACAUGGACCCUACAAAGGGGAUCCAGUACUUGACCGAGCACAAGGUGCUGUCCUCAGACUUGCGAGAGAUCGCCCGGUUCCUGUACAAGGGAGAAGGCCUGAACAAGACAGCCAUCGGGGAUUACCUGGGAGAGAGGGACCCGGCGAACCUGCAGAUCCUUCAGGCCUUUGUGGAAUGCCACCCGUUCGCCAACCUCAACCUGGUGCAGGCACUAAGGCAGUUCCUGUGGAGCUUCCGGCUGCCCGGGGAGGCCCAGAAGAUUGAUCGGAUGAUGGAGGCCUUCGCCAACUGGUACUGCCAGUGUAACCCAGGAGUCUUCCAGUCAACAGAUACGUGCUACGUGCUCUCUUUCUCCGUCAUCAUGCUGAACACCAGCCUGCACAACCCCAACGUGAAGGACAAGCCCCCUUUCGAGAGGUUCGUGGCCAUGAAUCGAGGCAUCAACAAUGGAGGGGACCUGCCUGAAGAGCUUCUGCGGAAUCUGUUCGAGAGCAUCAAGAACGAGCCAUUUUCCAUCCCGGAAGAUGAUGGGAAUGACCUCACGCACACUUUCUUCAACCCCAGCCGUGAGGGCUGGCUCCUUAAACUAGGAGGCCGGGUGAAGACCUGGAAGCGCCGUUGGUUCAUUCUGACUGACAACUGCCUGUACUACUUUGAAUACACCACGGAUAAAGAACCUCUGGGGAUCAUCCCCCUGGAGAAUCUAUCAGUUCGGAAGGUGGAGGACCCCAAAAAGCCAAACUGCUUGGAGCUCUUCAAUCCCAACUGCAAGGGGCAGAAGAUCAAAGCCUGCAAGACAGACGGGGAUGGGAAGGUGGUAGAAGGCAAGCACCAGUCCUACAAGAUCUCGGCAGCCACACCAGAGGAACGCGACCUGUGGAUUGAGGCAAUACGAACCAGCAUCACCCAGGAUCCCUUCUAUGACCUGGUCUCAGCCCGUAAGAAAAAGAUUGCCAGCAAAAACUGA